UUUGCCUUCCGAUGCCAGGCAUCUAUUCCUGUCUGUAGUAGAGAGACGACAGCACAAACUAUAAAACCAACUGAAAUGAAACAAAACCUCUGGCUGUUUCUUCUAUGGGCUGCAGUGUUAAGCGCUACCAGCCACAACAAAGAUGGAAAACAUGAAGAGAUGCCACUGGACGUGUUGGCCCUCACAGAGAGAAACAACGACUUCGCCAUGACUCUCUACAAGGAGAUCGCCAGCUCUCACGACCACAAUAUUUUCUUCUCCCCACCUUGCCUGGCAUCGGCCUUUGCUAUGCUGUCUCUUGGUGCUGGGGGCAAAACGCACAGCCAGAUUCUCAAAGCUCUCAAUCUUCACCAGCUGAAGGACACUGAGCGGCCAUAUCUCAUCCCAGAACUGUUUCUGAACCUGAAGCGAAACCUCAGCAGCAACCCGGACCUGGUGAUCAACCAGGACAGCUCCAUCUUUGCCAGCAGUAGCAUGGAACUUCAGGAGGGCUUUGUCAAUGAUACCAAGGAGUAUUUUGGUGCAGAAGUCCUGAAGGUCAAUUUUUCGGAGUCUCAGAACGCCAAAGCUGAGAUCAACCAGUACGUAUCCAAAAUGACCCAAGGGCGGAUCGAGGCACUUCUGGAGAGUGUUGACCCACAGACCAAGCUGAUGAUGUUGAAUUCCAUUUUCUUUAAAGGUAAAUGGAAGCAGCCAUUCAAUGCAAGCGACACAGAGGAAAGCCGAUUCUACGUGAACAAAUACAAAGUGGUGAGAGUGCCCAUGAUGUACAAGAGUGACCGAUUCCAGAUGGCCUACGACUCCACCCUGAAGCUAGUCAUUCUCAAGCUGCCCUACAGAGGAAAUGCAGCCAUGUUAGUUCUGCUUCCAGAGAAGGAUGUGGACCAUGACUCCAUCGAUGAGGAGAUCUCAGCUAAACACCUCACGGGAUGGCUGAAGAAACUCAAAUCAAUAAAACUGGAGGUCUUCCUCCCUCGGUUCAAGCUGGAGCAGUCCUACAAAAUGCACAAAAUUCUGCCCCGCCUCGGGAUUACGGAUGUGUUCACCGAAUUGGCCGACCUGUCCCAUAUCGCCGACAACAGGCACCUGAAAGUGUCCGAGGUUAUCCACAAAUCAGCCCUGGAGGUAGACGAGAGAGGGACAGAGGCGGCCAGCGCCACGGCAACCGGCAUCACUGGAUACUCCCUGCCCCCCACCUUCAAGGUGGACCGACCUUUCCUCUUCUUGAUUUACCACGAAAUCACCAACUGCUUGCUGUUUAUGGGCCGAGUUGUUGACCCCACGGAGAAGUGAGCUGCGUGUUUGGGUCCUCAAGGUUUUUGCUCUGAAUCGAUUAAGAUGAUAAUUAAAUUUUUUAAGAUGUAGCUUCCUGUCAGUGAGGAAGACUUGAUUGGUAUGAGUACCCAGGCAAUUAGAACUGUAAUGGAAAGAAUUAAGUAAUGAUCAUCAGUCAGGCCACCAAUGUUGUUCGCUGUAGUCGACCUUCUGUGCUUGUAAUCUUCUAUGCCUGGUCUUACUUUAAUGAUGUAGGAAUGCGUCCAUUUAACAAAAACACAAAUAAAGUGAUUUUACAUCUCUGUCA
Molecule: messenger RNA, 1582 nt
Organism: Polypterus senegalus (gray bichir)
Lineage: Eukaryota; Metazoa; Chordata; Cladistia; Polypteriformes; Polypteridae
Product: protein Z-dependent protease inhibitor-like
Exons: 5
Coding region: 76-1293 (405 amino acids)
Biological process (GO): negative regulation of endopeptidase activity; blood coagulation
Molecular function (GO): serine-type endopeptidase inhibitor activity
Source: RefSeq, a predicted model, not a curated record